Molecule: messenger RNA, 864 nt
Organism: Ilex paraguariensis (yerba mate)
Lineage: Eukaryota; Viridiplantae; Streptophyta; Magnoliopsida; Aquifoliales; Aquifoliaceae
Source: the annotation of a GenBank genome assembly
AUGGCGGCCAUAACCCGCCUCUUAAAACCCUCACAUUUCUCAUCCACUUCCAUUUCUUUCAUGCGGAGGUCUCUAUCAACAGCUGCCGUUUCUGAAACCGCGAAGUCACCAUCGUACCCUCACAAUCCUCUCCCUUCGGGCGUAGAUCCCAGUGGUAGAAAUGUUCAGUGGGUCUUUCUGGGCUGCCCUGGUGUAGGAAAAGGCACGUACGCCAGUCGCCUCUCUACCCUCCUUGGUGUUCCACACAUCUCCACCGGCGAUCUCGUCCGCGAAGAACUUAAUUCCAGUGGCCCUCUCUCCCAACAACUAGCAGAGAUUGUAAACCAAGGGAAGUUGGUUUCAGAUGAGAUUAUAAUAAGCUUAUUGUCGAAGAGACUUGAGGCUGGAGAAGCUAAAGGUGAAUCAGGAUUUCUUCUCGAUGGUUUCCCACGAACAGUUAGACAAGCGGAAAUAUUAGAUGACGUGACGGACAUUGACUUGGUUAUUAAUCUCAAGCUCCCUGAAAACAUAUUGGUUGAGAAAUGCCUUGGCCGGAGGAUUUGCAACCAAUGUGGGAAAAAUUUCAAUGUGGCAUCCAUUAAUGCUAAGGGUGAGAAUGGGAGUCCUGGAAUCAGCAUGGCUCCACUUCUUCCCCCUUCGCACUGCAUCUCAAAGCUCAUCACUCGGGCUGAUGAUACUGAAGCUGUUGUGAAAGAACGACUUCGUGUAUACAAUGAUAAGAGUCUGCCAGUGGAGGAGUUCUACCGCACCCAAGGAAAAUUGCUGGAGUUUGAUCUGCCUGGAGGCAUCCCAGAAUCCUGGCCAAAAUUGCUGGAAGCUCUUAAUCUCGAUGUCCAUGAGGGCAAACAGUCUGCUGCAGCAUAG